Messenger RNA from Parnassius apollo (apollo), 753 nucleotides. The record is from the annotation of a GenBank genome assembly. Lineage: Eukaryota; Metazoa; Arthropoda; Insecta; Lepidoptera; Papilionidae.
AUGCAUCGUCUUUUUGCUGAGCUGGAGCCAUCUAUAACCGUCACCGAGCAAAACCUGGCAGACCGAGUUUGGUAUGUCUUACGCUCAAAUAUAUUUGAUGUUGCCGAACUCGAACGGCUACGACUUGAGGGUGUUCCUUCAUCGGGUGCAAAUGCUACAGCUGAGGAUACGGCGCCACUACUUGCAGAGAAAACGGCAAACGUGGAUGCCGCCAUGAAUACCCCAGUUGUGGUUGAUUCAAACGAUGAUGGAACAAUCACCCAGGAACUGGAACUAGAGCAAAUAAGGAGUACAUUGGAAGAGGCGAUUGUGGAAACGCGCAGUACGCCUCUCGAAAAUCGACCGCGAUUUCCCCGCAUAGCCCUAAGCAAGCGGAAUCGGGCUGUCGUGAGGGCUCUGAACCUAAUGCUGGUGACCUAUUUGGAAGCCAGACGGGACCUUUGCGAGACGGACUCAAUUCUUUUCGGCGCCGCACUGGCAGUCUGCCGUAUUAUGGGUGCCAAACUCUCCACGGCUCGACGCGCUACUGGACAAAGUAGUGCUAUCCCAGCCUUGAGAAUAAGAAUUGAAGAACGUAUCGCAAAGGCUAGGCAUCGGCAGACUGAUAUGCUUCAGGCAAUACCAGGCCAAGGAUUGUGCGCACCGUCAGGGAUAAAUGUUAGUUUGUCCCAGCCGGAUAUAAUGCAAAAACUGACGGAGCGUAUAGACGACCUGAAGCAGAGAAUCGCUGCUUGGGGAAAGCGGAUUCGGUGA